Messenger RNA from Ylistrum balloti, 1403 nucleotides. RefSeq names its product archaemetzincin-2-like. NCBI's taxonomy places the organism in Eukaryota, Metazoa, Mollusca, Bivalvia, Pectinida, Pectinidae. Gene Ontology annotation, biological process: proteolysis. Gene Ontology annotation, molecular function: metallopeptidase activity. The transcript has 3 exons. The record is from RefSeq and is a predicted model, not a curated record. The coding region runs from base 60 to 1274 and encodes 404 amino acids.
AAAGUAGGAAAACGGUUAUUUGUACAAUUUCAGGAAUUUUUUAUGUUACGAAGAUGUGAAUGAUGGGGAGUUCAGCAUCUAAAGAUACAGCCACCACCCAGCAGAAGUUUUUGAUUGGCUCAUUAACCAGGAAGUCUGAUCUUGACCAGAAAUUUUUCAAAUUGAGUUACCAUUGCUUGACUCAAAGUCCUACAAGUUUAACAGAAAACAGAGACAUUGAUUUACAUGAGAAGAAUGAAAAAUGUUUUACUGAAAAUCAACAUAUCCAACAUGAAAUCAUGGAUUUGGGAAAUAAUGAUGCAGUGGAGAGCAUUGGAUGCAGAGCCGUAAGAGGAGAUAACAAAAGAUCAAGUAAAAUUCUAAACCAUAAUUAUGAUAAUGAAUGUAUGGUUUCCGUUCCAGAUUUGUUUUUGCCAAUUCUUGGCUCCAAAAAACUUGUCUGUGCACAGACAUAUGUUGCAUGGCGAUCCAUUAUGGACCUAGAAAAGCUCAAAUCACUUUUGGUGAAAAGGAGAUUGAUAUACCUUGUGCAGGUAGAUGACUUUCCAGACUUCUUGAAUAAUUUCCGUGUCCCAUUUCAUUCAGAGGAAAUAACAAUAUUUGAUUUAGCAGAGAAAUUUCUUGGAGUUUUCUUCACAGGAAUGACAGUGAAGUGGAUUCAGAGUUUAUCUAUUGCAGAGAGAAAAUGGGACAUAACUUCCAGACACCAUAAAAAGACUGGCAAGUUUCAAUACCUUGUCACAGAUUUCUUUCCCUUGCUGGCAAACAUUUGUCCAAAAGAUGGUUAUUGUAUUAUGGGGUUAAUUUGGUCAGAUCUUUACCCGAAAGAAGAAUUGAAUUUUGUUUUAGGAGAAGCACACAAUUCAUUUAAGUCAGGGAUUGUGAGUUUUGGACGAUUUGAACCAAAGACUUACAUCGAGGGAAUACAUCAGGAUAUCAUAUCAGUCACUACAGAAGUUGUUUGGAAAUUAUUAAAAUGCCUAAGCCAUGAACUUUGUCACCUGUUCGGGAUGGCACAUUGCGACUUUUUCGGUUGUACUAUGAAUGGCAGUGGUUCAGUAAAAGAUGCCAUGGAUCAACCAUUGUUUCUGUGUCCAGUGUGUGUCAGGAAACUUCAACAUAUUUGUAAAUUUGAUAUUCUUGAAAGAUAUGAGAAUAUGGAAAAAUUCCUUGUGGAGAUGAACAAACAAUUCCCAUCAGAACGUUGGAAUAGAUCUAUGGUUUGGAUACAGAAUUGUUUGAAAUAUCUUAAAACAACUGCAACAUAUCUUUGAAUGUUUUUGUUAAUAUAUAAAACUCUUUGAAUUUAUUUUGUUCUUGCAAGACUUUUUUCUGCACAAAAAAACCAGGUAAACAAUUAAUGAUAUACUGUAAAUAUCUGAGUUGGUUGACAGCUGAUCAAA